This is a messenger RNA of Staurois parvus, 687 nucleotides long. NCBI's taxonomy places the organism in Eukaryota, Metazoa, Chordata, Amphibia, Anura, Ranidae. The record is from the annotation of a GenBank genome assembly.
UGGAACCAGCAGGUUAGUGUUCACCGCGGUGCAGCGCAAAGGAGCCCGGGAGAGCGCAGUGACCCGGAUUCGGGUGAGACCGACCGCGAUCGCAGGAUGGACAUGAAGAAAAGGAUCCACCUGGAGCUCCGGAACCGGACGCCGGCCGAUGUCAAAGAGCUGGUCCUGGACAACUGCCGGUCCAAAGAAGGAAAAAUCGAGGGACUGACAGACGAAUUUGAAGAACUGGAAUUUCUAAGCACAAUCAACGUCUGUCUCAGCUCUGUUGCAAAUUUACCAAAGCUAAACAAAUUGAAAAAGCUGGAGUUGAGUGAUAACAACAUCUCGGGCGGACUGGAAGUACUGGCAGAAAAAUGUCCAAACCUCACACAUCUCAACCUGAGCGGAAACAAAAUAAAAGAUCUGAGCACAAUAGAACCUCUGAAAAAAUUAGGGAGCUUAAAGAGCUUAGACCUGUUUAACUGUGUGGUCACCAACCUCAACGAGUAUCGAGAAAACGUCUUCAAGUUACUGCCUCAGCUCACUUACCUGGAUGGGUACGACCGAGAUGACAAGGAAGCCCCUGACUCCGAUACUGAAGCCUAUCUGGAGGGUUUAGAUGAUGAAGACGACGAUGACGAUGGUGGGUACCGGAAUUAUGGCUUUUCAAGCGCCUGUGUUUUUGCCUUCUUGAUACUGGGAGUUUAA